Centropristis striata (black sea bass) is the source of this 2801-nucleotide messenger RNA. RefSeq names its product ubiquitin family domain containing 1 (gene ubfd1). The transcript is spliced from 7 exons. The record is from RefSeq and is a predicted model, not a curated record. Bases 511 to 1401 code for a protein of 296 amino acids. Lineage: Eukaryota; Metazoa; Chordata; Actinopteri; Perciformes; Serranidae. Gene Ontology annotation, molecular function: RNA binding; cadherin binding.
UUUACAUUGAGCCUAAUCCCUGUUAAUGGGAUAACACGUGCAUUGGAACUGACACGUUGCUAUGUAACGCGAUUAACGCAAUGGAAUGUAGAUAUACGUCUCUCCGUAACGUUAUUAAUUAAAAUGUUCACCAGUGUUGUAGCAAGCUAGCGUUAACGAUUGCUAACAGCAGUCAAAUUUCGCUAACUCUAGAUUUUUAUGGAUGACCAUAGUUCAUGUUAAAAAAUGUAACCAGUGUUAGGUCUGUAACGGCAAAGUUAACCAAUUAAAACAUACAUAAAUAUGGUUAGGUUAUUAAUGGUAACGACGAAGUAUCAACAAACAGUUUGUUACGUUAACAUUACCAGUUUUGUAACCAGGGCCAACCGAAUGAUUCAGUGUUUUGGCUCUUGCGUAUUAUCGUUUAAAACCGUGUCUGUUUAGGUUCACUCGUACUUCGCAUUUAUUUAUGUAUCCCCUCACCCAAGGCACAAGUAAGAAUUGCUGAUUUGAUGGAAAAAAAAAUUUGCAAUGGAAAGGUCUAGAAAAACCACGAGGGAGAGAGAGAUAGGGGGAAGUGAAGAAGUCAUAAUGGAAACUGAAGCAAAGCCAAAAGAAGCCGAGCCACCAGCUGAGGAUGCUGAAAAGGGUGACACAGAAGCUACAUCUGAGACAGAUGCAGGAAACGCCACAACUCAGGACUCUAGUAUUAGCAAUGGAGAUGAUGCAGAUGGUGAUCAGGAGAUGGUGGACUUGAAGAUAAUCUGGAACAAGAAUAAAUAUGAUCUGAAAAUUCCUGUUGAUAGCACCGGAGCCAAACUAAAGGACAGGAUCCACUCACUCACUGGUCUUCCACCUGCAAUGCAGAAAGUGAUGUACAAAGGAUUGCUUCCAGAGGACAAGACGCUACGUGAAAUAAAGAUUACAAAUGGUGCAAAAAUAAUGGUAGUAGGAUCUACAAUAAAUGAUGUAUUAGCUGUGAAUACACCCAAAGAGGUCAUCCAGCAGGAAGUUAAAGCCGAGGAGAACAAGAAAGAGCCUUUAUGCAGGCAAAAGCAACACAGGAAAGUAUUGGACAAAGGUAAACCAGAUGACAUAAUGACAUCUAUUAAAGGAACAAAGGAACGAUUACCAACAGUGCCUUUAUCCGGAAUGUACAACAAGUCCGGAGGAAAAGUUAGACUCACAUUCAAACUGGAGCAGGAUCAGUUGUGGAUUGGAACAAAGGAGAGAACAGAGAAGGUCCCAAUGGGCUCCAUUAAAAACGUAGUGUCUGAACCCAUCGAAGACCAUGAGGACUAUCACAUGAUGGCUUUUCAGUUGGGUCCCACAGAAGCGUCUCAAUAUUGGGUGUACUGGGUGCCUGCACAGUUUGUCGAUGCAAUCAAAGACACAGUCCUUGGAAAAUGGCAGUAUUUCUAAUGUGCCUCUUUUAUUUGAACUGGGAUUGAGAGAAGGAGCCAAUGAUUAAUGAAACCGGAGUCAACAGCGAGGCUUAAGGAACUUCUUGGAAUACAUUCGAAGGAAACGGAUGGAUGCCUGUGGACUAAUCAUAUUGUUUUUAGGUUAAAAGUGCACUAUGUGGCAGCAUAACAUUUCUCAGCCCUGUUGAUCAUUUAAGGUUUUCAGCAAAUCCGAGGGAAAAUUAUGAAACAAUUGUACAGAAAUUGCUAACACUUUUCUUCAGUUAUUCUUAAAGAAAUAAAACUUAUUUAAUGAAAUGAAUGCAUGAGGGCAUUGUUGUUUGUCCUUUCUGUGUUUUGAUUCACCUUGUUGGGAACCAAAGUUAUGCCCAUUUAAACAAUGGAGCUCUUCUGAGUCUCUUUGCAAAACAGCUCACAUUCAUUCAUGUGGUCUUUGAAUGAACAGCAACAACUCCUAGCGCAAAUUGUCGAUUAGAUUGAGGCCUGGACUUUGCCACCCCAGGACUAAGACAUUGACCUUUUAUAGGGUUAUUGUCUUGCUGAAAAAUAAACAUCCCAAGUAGCUUUUCCUUUGCAGACUGUAGUGUAUUUUCUUGCAGGAUUUCUUGGCAUUUACAAGGCAUUCCAGCCCUGCUGUGAUGUGAUGUGUGGUGUUUAGCUUAUAUUAAACAUGGCUUUUAGUAUAAUGGUCACAGACCAGAGCUGCUUUAAUGCACCCCACAUAAAGGUCUUCAUUAAGCAGAACACCUCUAAACUGAGGAAAUUGUAAUGGCCUAAAAAAAAUAAAAAACUAGAGUUGUAUUCCUAACUUUAUUUCCCUGAUAAUUACUUGGGUAAGUCAAAUUCAUGUGAGGCAUUCCAUUCACAUCUCACAAUUAUUUUUUCAUAAUUCAACGGGGUUAAUUGGUGUAUUAUUCCAAGACAGCAUGCUAGAUAGACAGCCCUGUAAAACAUGAUUGCAUAGUUAAAGCCAUGUGUUUAUUAAUGAUUGGAACAACAUGCCUGUUGGGUUAAUUUUAAAGCAGUAUUUUUCACAACUGUUCAUCAAAGUGAUGAUUUUUGCACCAUCAGUAUUUCGACAUAAGUUAUAUAUAUAAUUUGUUCACACUACCAGUGACAUUGAAAUUGCAGAGACUGGUGACAAAUAACAGUUAAAUCUGUUCAUAUUGCUUUAUGCAAAAAUACAUUUUUAAAAUGUAAUGCCAAUUCCUAUAAAAAUCACCACAUUCAAGUCGAACUGUAAAGCCAUAGUUUGUAACUCUUGUCAUUUAUAUUUCAUGUUAUGUACAGUAUGUGAAGCUGAAAGAAUACCGGAAAUGACAGAACUGUAGGGAGUUGACAGUUUUUAAACAAACGUGUAUAAGUCUGACCUUCCUACAAUAAAACUGUAAAAUAUUA